GGGUUUGGUUUUCGUGAAGACACCGGGAAGUGAACAUGCUGAAGGUGAACUUAUUCUUCCAAACUGUGUGGCUGAGCACAGCCAUUACAGGCACAGUCAGAACAGACAGAGCACAUCCACAGAGCAUAGCCGUGAUUGGGGCAGGAAUUGGCGGAAGCUCAUCUGCGUACUUUCUAAGACAGCACUUUGGAAGAGGUGUCAGGAUCGAUGUAUUCGAGAGUGAGACAGUGGGAGGCCGUUUGGCUACAGCCAGUAUCAACGGUCAAGAUUAUGAGACGGGAGGGUCAACAAUACACCCUUUCAAUCUACAUAUGAAAGAAUUUGCACAGAUGCUAGGUCUGCAGGAACUGAAGCUGCCCGAUGAUGUGCAGGCAGUGUAUGAUGGGGAGGAGUUUGUCUUUGAGGACAGUGACUGGUUUAUUAUCAACAUCAUCAAGCUGGUCUGGCGAUAUGGCUUUGACUAUCUACGCAUGAAGAUGUGGGUGGAAAGUUUCCUGCACAGGUUCAUGAAGGUUUAUCAAUUCCAAUCUGGUGGCUACAGUUUCACAACCAUGGAGAAACUCUUGUAUGGUGUUGGAGGGGAUGAGUUUGUGCGAAUGAUCAAAUAUUCCAUCGAUGAAGCCUUACAGAACGUUGGCAUCAGCCAACGGUUCCUGAAUGAGAUUGUCACCCCUAUCCUGCGACUCAGUUCUGGCCAAAGUGCGAACAUCAAUGCGCUGGUGGGUACACUAUCGCUCCUUCAGGCUGACUCGGACCUCUGGAGAGUAGAAGGGGGCAACAAACUGGUUUGCUCCGGUUUACUAUACUCGGCUAAAGUUAACCUCAUCAAAGGCAAGGUCACUUCAAUACACACCAAGAGGAGGCCUCAACGCAAUGGUGAGCUGGUUCAUCUCUAUGAAGUGAAUUACACCGAGGGCUCAGAUCCUGGUUACAGCCUGUAUGAUAUUGUCAUUCUGGCUGCCCCCAUGUACCCAGGCAAAUCACAAGUCCACUUCCACGAUAUCCCCCAGCCAAUCAGCUUCUACUCUGGCCAUUACCAGCAGAAGGUUGUCACACUGGUGGCGGGAUGUCUAAACGCUUCCUACUUUGGCCAACAUGGCUCUGGGCCUUUCCGUCCCACCACCAUUACCACCACUGCACACUCCGAUGGUUCCAUCUUGGGCGCCAGCGUUUCGGUGCCCAUCAAGCCGGUGCCAGGUGACCAGCCCCCAACCUGCGCCCGUGUCUGGAAGGUGCUGUCGCCAGAGCCUCUGGCCGAGGGAGAACUGAGCCGCCUCUUCCCCUCCCCCGAGGCUGUGCACGAAUCUCACUGGUUUGCCCACCCCUCUUACAGCUCAAGCGACGAGAUUCCGCCUUUCGUCCUCCACGACCACCUUUACCACCUCAAUGCCAUGGAGUGGGCAGCCAGCACCAUGGAGAUGAUGGCCAUCUCCGCCAAGAAUGCUGCCCUCCUUGCCCAUCACCGCUGGUACCAGCAGCUGGAGAAGGUUGAUCAGGACAUCCUGCCUCAGGGCCAGAAGGUGGAACUCUGAGAGGCAUCUCCAAGACAAGGCCCUGUGCUCUGCCGAGUUUUUUUUCCAUUCACUGCUCAUUGCCGACCAGUUAACUGAAAUGCUGCAAAAUUCGGCAAAAUUCCACUGAGUCUGCAGCACAGAAACAGGCCAUUCAGCCCAACUACUCCAUACUGGUGUAUAUGCUCCACAUAAGCCUCCUCCCAAGCCCUUUUCAUCUCGCCCUAUCAACACAUCCUUCUAUUCCUUUCUCCCUCAGGUGUUUAUCCAGCUUCCCCUUAAAUACAUCUCAACUAUUCACCUCAACCAUUUCCUGUGGGAGUGAGUUCCACGUUCUCCCCACUCUCUGGGUAAAGAAGUUGCUCCUGAAUUCCCCAUUGGAUUUCUUAUUUAUUGCCUUAUAUUGUCCCUAUUUUGGCACUUGCCAGCAAUUGGAAAUGUCUUCUCCACAUCUACACUGCUUAUUUUAAGGACCUUUCUGAGGUUCCCUGUCAGUUCUGGCCUCCCCACCUUCCCGGUCCUCGGUCUGUGCAGUCUUUCCUGAAAGUCAGAACCUCUCACUUCUGCUAUUAUCCUUGUAAACUGCUAUGCACUUUCUCCGGAGCCUUCAUAUCUCCAUCAUACAACGAGACCAGAACCUCACAUAGGUCUCCAAGUGAAAAAGUCUGAACAAAUCCAUUCUGGGCUGGUCCACCUUCUCAUUCCACACUCUGCCCUCUUCCUUUCCUGUGCUAUUUUGAAUUGGUGAAUGGAAUGGCUGCUCCAUUGAGUCACUAUGAAAGUUCAUGCUCUCUGACUGUGGGUUUCGUCGUUUCGUAGAAUCGUAGAAUGGUUACAGCACAGAAAGAGGCCGUUCAGCCCAUCAUGUGUAUACUGGUCCCCUGCAAGAGCAACUCACCUAGUCUGACUCUCCUGCAGCCCUGAAAAUUCUCCCUGUUCAAAUAAUUAUCCAAUUUCCUUUUGAAAACUCUGAUUGACCCUGCCUUCACCACCCUCUCAGAAAGUGCAUUUCAGAUCCUGAUUGACCCUGCUUCCAACACACUCUCAGACAGUGCAUU
Messenger RNA from Carcharodon carcharias (great white shark), 2569 nucleotides. RefSeq names its product prenylcysteine oxidase-like. Gene Ontology annotation, biological process: prenylated protein catabolic process; prenylcysteine catabolic process. The coding region runs from base 36 to 1532 and encodes 498 amino acids. Gene Ontology annotation, molecular function: prenylcysteine oxidase activity. Lineage: Eukaryota; Metazoa; Chordata; Chondrichthyes; Lamniformes; Lamnidae. The record is from RefSeq and is a predicted model, not a curated record. The transcript has 6 exons.